CAUGAGCGUACUUAUGUGACACUCACAGCGCCAAGUCGAACGAUGAAAAUGACAUGUAAGCACGCUCACAGCGCGUAAGCGUCCAACGCGAAUGCACCCAAUGAAAAUCGACUAUAGCGCCGCAAGCGUAUAUUUCAUUCAGGUUAUGUUCUUGUUAUGUUUUGCGGUUGAAAAACGCGAAAUAAAACACUAAUUUAAUAUGUGAUUUGUACGAUAAAAAACAUAGUUACUAAUUUAAACAUGGAGCACACUUAUCUCCAGGCCAUUCCGGCCCUAGCCACCUGGAAAAUGCUUAGUGAUACCAUAGAUACAUUACAUACAAUGAGCACUGAAAAGUUGUUUGAAAGGUUAUCCAUAAUGGUUGAGAAACCAGCGCUGUGCGAAAUGUUUGUGUUUGAAAUGCCGCACGUACCAUUCGAAGAACUCAACGUAUUAAAUCAAAAGAAGAAAGAAUUCACGUCUUGGGUCCUAGGACAAUUUUUUUAUUUAUCAACAUUGCCCAACAUUCAGAGGCUUCAAAAGUCGUUUGUAACAGCCCAGAAUCGAAUUCUGCAUCAAAUGCACGACUUUAUAUAUUACGAUUUAAUCUCGGAGUACGUGAAAGUUCUCGAACAAUUAAACCAAUACGCACAAAACAAUUACACCGGUGACGUACGACUAAAAGUAUUCCUUCAUGAAGUGCCUGAAGACCUAGCAGAAACGCUCAAACUAAAAGCGUUGACAAUCGAAGUGAAAAACAAAUCCGAUUGCGUGAAUAUGCAAGGCGUUGUGUUACAAAUCGUCGGCCACAGCGCCGUGCAAAUGUUAGAUAUGUUUUAUAUCACAGAAAUGACCAUAGCUUUAAUGGAGAAUUUAUUGUUAGUGUUAAAGUACAGCAAUUUAAAUCUGAAGAUUGCUGUGUUACAAAUAUAUGUUAAUUGUUUAGAAUCUCAACAAAAACACCCAAAACAAAUUGAAGAUGUAAAAAUGAUAUGUCUGAUAUUUGAAACGUUAUUCACCACAAAAUGUAUGCUGGGAUGUGAAAAAUUUGAUAAACUAGCAGUAGACUUAUUUUCUACAAUGAAAGAUGACUUAAAAUGUCAGAAAUUAUACGAGUACAUCCUGUUGAAUGAUUGUGUACCACAAAAGUUUAAAGAAAUAGCAAUUAAACACGUGAAAAGCAUAAAAAGUUUCAAAUCCAACAAGAAUUUGAACUUUUUACCUUGUUUCAAAGAGGCGAUUAUUAAAGAAAUUCAUCAGACAAACACCACCAAUGUUUAUAAAGAUAUUUACAAUAAAAUAUUAAACAUUUUGGUGUAUCAAAACAACGAAAACGCAGUUUGUAAAUUGGACAAUGACCUAAACACACUGGAAAACUUCAUGGGAAUUGUUUUAUGCGCACGGUUCGAAACACAGUUUAUAUUGUUGGAUGAAAAAGAAUUCGUGCAGAAGUUUAUUGCAUAUGUUGCUGCACAUAUGAGAUAUUGCCAUUGUGAUCUGCAUUUUGAACGAUUCAUAAACAUUAUGUGUUUGGUUGUGGCAACAGGGAAUUCACAGUAUGCGAAAACCGUGUUUCAGUGGUUUGUCUACUUGUUGAAUAAAAAUGCGCCGACGAUACAUGAAGCAGGUGAUAUUGGUGAAGGAAUUCAGAUGAUAUUAGCUCACUUGAAGAGUAAAAAGUUUGCAAGGGAGAGAAUUUUCGAGCAGUGGUGUUAUUACAUGCACAUGUUGAUUAUUAGCAAUGAGGAGAAUUACGAAGAAUAUGAGAAGUAUUUUUUGAAAGUUGCUAAGGCAAUUAUGGAAGAACCAAGAUCAGCUUGUCAAGAAGUGUUGUUGAAAUAUUUAAUAGUAUUAAUGUCAAAAACUCAAAAAAUCGAAGAAUUUGAGAGGUAUUUGUUGACUCCAGCGAUGAUAUCUGUGCAAAUUGAUGUGCGAAUCAUGUUUGCAAAAGUUUUACCUUCACUUUUCAUCAUAUUAUGCACAAAAUUCGAGAGAUGUGUCUAUUUUGACAAUAAAAUACUCUGUGUUAAAGUACAAGAAACAAAUACAGCUAAGAAGAUUAAAAUAGAAGGAGAAUAUUUACAUGAACAACGCGACCGUCUCUUUGAAGAUUUACAAAGUCAAAGAAUUAUUAUCAUACUAAAAGCAGCUCUACGGUUGUUAGUAGAAAACGAAAACAAUAAUCAAUGUUGUAUACAAGUUAUUAAAGCUCUACCGGCCAUAAGUAAAUACGUACCGAUGUUUUCACAAGUCGUCAUUUCCAAGUGGAUGAAACCAAUUGAAACCAAAGAUGUCCAUGUGAAAAAUGCACUUGUCGAUGUUAUUUCCGAUGUUUUAAGUGCCCCACUGCACAUACCACAAAUUCAAGAUGGCGACAAAUACGCACAAUUUCUCGACCGUUUUUCGAAUUCAUAUUGGACGCCAUUGAUAAAUCUCUACGCCUACAGUCACAUUUGUACAUGCAAAACACGAUUAUUGAUAUUAUUGAUAGAGUCUCCCACUUGGAACACGAAUGCAUUGUUAAACGUACUUAAAUAUACGUUUUAUUUUAUCAUAAUGGUCACGAGCAAUGUGUGCCACAAAGCAUUGACAACAUUAUUCUGGUUCAGGAAGAGGAAAGACACGACAACCAGUCGUUUAUAUACAAAAUAUCGUCCGGAAUUGUGCAAGAUUAUCGUGAAUCUCUGCGCUGUGAAUCAGGCAUGCGCUGGGAUGAAAUUAUCAGCAUCUCUUGAGAGUUUUGCUGGUGAAUUAUGCUACGACGAUGUUAAACAUAUGAUCAUCGAAGAAACAAGAUAUCUGCUGCCGUUUUUUGUUAGUUUGUGUUUUAAACGUCCAGCAGUUGAACAACUCAUUGAAGAAAUCGCAAGUUAUAACGAGAUGGAAGUCAAAGAGUUGUUUAGUGACAAAUAUGGAUAUAUUUAUGUGUAUUUAACAAUGUAUGAAAACCACGAAGAGUGCGAGCGAUGUUUGAGAUUUGUUGAGCAGAAAAGUGGUGAAAGGGGCAUCACUUUACGGAAAAACAAUUUUAUGGUGAUUCUGAACGAACUACUGUUGAAUUUCUAUGAAAAACGUGAACAAGUCCUUCAACGUUUGUCAAUUCUAGCAUCAGAGGAAUCUGGCAACUCCCAAACAUCAGUUCCUGAAUAUAUACGACCAAGAUUCCUCGGAGUUUUGCAAUAUUUCGAUCUGAAGUUACUCAGCACAUAUCACAACAAAAAGAAUAUUCUCCAAAGCUUGGCGGCCAUUUUUAAAUACUUGGGACCUAAGUAUAUCACGCCUGUGCGGUUUAAAAUCAUCGCCAUGUUAAGAACAGUUCUGGCACAAACCGAGGGUAAAUUCCCCGAAUUAAAUUGCAUCGUCUGGGAGGGUUUUAUUCACAGUUGUGAUUUGGAAAUUCUCAGCCCGCAACUCGCAACAAUCUGCGUCUCGAUUUACCCGUUAAUAAAGAAAAACGAGCCGAAAAUCAACGAUGUCCUUAAAUAUCUCAUCAUAACUAAUGAAAAAAUCCUAGAAGAUAAUAUAGUGGAUUUAUUUUUCUUACUAGAACUGGAUCUGAAUGUACUGAUCGCACAAAAACUACGCUCGCACUUAGAAAAAGUCCAAGCGUUAAGUUUCAAAGAACAUUUGAAAGUUUUCAUGCGAUAUUUGAGCUAUGAAACGAUCGAAGUGCAAUGGCACGCACUCAAAUACAUAAAACAACUUUUAAAUAAAAACCGAAGUGAAUUAGAAGCGAUGAUUCUGGGUUUCAACGGGAUUGAUGCGUGUAUCGUUGAAUUAAUCGAUUAUUUACUGCAAGGAUGUCGUGAAUAUGAUUCAAAAAUACGCUCAGCGUGUGGAGAUUGUAUCGGGGAGCUAGGAGCCAUUGAACCCAGUCAUUUACCGCCACCAAGAAGCAUUCAAGAAGAGGAAGACUUCAAUUUUUCCAUCACAGAUAAGAAUUUCAUUCUGAAUUCAUUGAAUGAGUUUGCGCGAGCGAUGCAAGUAGAAGCAAACUGUCAAAAGAUGGAUACUUUUGCAUUGGCGAUUCAGGAAACGUUGAGGACUUAUAAAAUCAGUCCGGAUGAACGCGGAGGACUUUGGGGAAGUUUAACAGAUGUUCAGAAGGAACUAAUGCUUCCAUUUGUCUCUUCAAAAUAUUGUAAUGUUUCUAAUAGACAAGUCGUUCACAAAGGACCUAUUUACGGAUCAAAUUUAGGAUCCAAUUUUAAACGUUGGUUAGACAAUUGGACUUUCAAGUUGAUUUCGACUCUGACUUCAGAAAAGAAACAAUUGUUUUGUGCGUAUGUUCCUAGUAUGAAGCAAGAUAUUAAAACAUUGAUGUAUUUUCUACCUCAUAUCUUCUUGAAUAGUUUGAUUGAAGGACAAUUACAAGCUCAGAAAGAGUCUUAUGAUGAAUUCAUGGCUGUUAUUGAACGAAAUAACGAAGAUGUCAAAGGUGAAGAUAUAAAAAAGCGUCGAAUAAUAAGAAUGGAUACCGCUUUUGUUGAAAAAGACAAAAAAUCACACCAAUCAUACAAACGAGAAGACUACCUUAAAGUAGUGUUUGUUCUCUUCGAUUUCCUCGAACGUUGGAUGCGCGAAUGGAUGUGGGAGAGAUACACAGGACAAGAAAACCACGAAUAUCAAAGUAUAAAGAAUUUUAUCAGUAAAUUCUGCAAAUACCAACUAGCGAAAAGCAAUUUUCAAUUUGGUGGAUACCCAAGAGCUUUGAUGUAUUUAGAAGAUCAUAUAAUGGCUGAUAGAGAGAAUCAAGAUGAAUGUUUAACACUUUUAUCAGAAAUUUACUGUAGACUUAACGAGCCUGAUGGCGUGGCAGGAGUUACAGCUUUGAGAAAAAGCGAAGCUAGUUUAGAACAAAGAAUACUUGAUCAUGAAGCAGCUGGGCAGAUACCACUAACAGCAGCGUGUUAUGAACGUCUUCCUUUAAGUCUACCUCAAUUACAUGGACUUGUAAAAUCACAACUUGAAAUGGAUCAUGCUAAUACCUCAUUAUAUCUAGCGAAAGGUGUCUGGGAGGGACAACCUGCGGAUUAUCUCAGUGAUUGGAUGCUCGAAGCACAAACAGAACCUCUGUGGCGUUUAGGACGCUACGAUGAGUUGGAUCAAUUGCUACAAAAGCGAGAAUUACAAGAAAGUACCAAUUGGGGUGUGCAUACCGGACGCGCACUUAUACAUUUCCGUAAUGGCGACCGCAACGCAUUCAAACAACAAUUAGAAACGUUAAAGAUGAUACAAGUUGAUAGUUUAGGUGCGUCUAGUUUGGAAGAAGGCACUUAUCAACAUGGAUAUUAUUAUAUUGCACGUAUACAUGCAAUAAAUGAACUGGAACAGAUUGAAAAUGGCGUCCAUGAGUUGCUACUACGUCCGCAGAGUGAACAAAGCGCACAUGCGAUUAUAAACCAAAUGAAAGACGAAUGGGAACUCAGAUUGAAAUGUGUCCAACAAAGUGUAAAAGUAAUCGAACCGAUUUUAUGUCUACGACGUGCUGCUUUAGAUAUAGCCAAACAAAAAGCCGAAAAGAAUGUAAAACCAGCCGUGGGUGCCCUACACUCACUCUUAGGUGAUACCUGGUUGAAAAGUGCUGUUAUAGCGAUGAAUUCUGAAUUCCACAAACAAGCAUACAGUUAUAUCUUAAAAGCGGAAGAAUUUGCACCGCCGAGAUUAUUCGUUGAGAAAGCAAAGUGGUUCUGGUUGUGUAAUGAGCAUGAACAAGCACUCACAACACUCGAAAGACAUUUACGAGUUCUACUACCAACUGGGAAAGUUCCGGCUAACUUUUCACAAUCGAUUAGGAAAAUAUGCGCGGAAGCAAAACUUCAUGUAGCGUCUUAUAACAACGCGCUAUCAAACGUUGACGUUGAUGUAAACAUUCAACAUUAUAAAGAAUCAAUCGAAAUGUUUAGAGAAUGCGAGAAAAGUUUGGUUUAUUUAGCGCAAUACUACGAUAGAGUGUUAUUGAGUAUGUCCGAAGAAGAUAGAGAUGUGAAAGGGAGCGAGAUACAGAUUCAUAUGAUUAAUUAUUUUGGCAAAUCUUUACAAUAUGGAACUGAAUAUAUUUACCAAUCUAUGCCGAGAUUGUUAAGUAUUUGGUUUGAUUAUGGCACGCGGUUAUUGGAUGUUAAAUCACCGGCUGUCAAAGAAGAAAGACAACAGAAUUUGUUAAGAAUGACCAAGUUGAUUGAUAAUUGCCUGGAUAGAUUACCACCUUACAUAUUUCUAACUGCUUUUUCACAGAUAAUUUCAAGGAUUUGUCAUUCUCAAAAAGAAAUUUAUAAAGAGUUAAACCAAAUAGUGGCAAAACUAAUAUUAAAUUACCCACAACAAACUCUCUGGAUGAUGAUAUCAGUGAUAAAGUCAAGUUAUGAGUUGAGAUCGAAGCGCUGCCGAGAGAUUUUGAGUGAUCCAAGACUCAAAACACCAGUUAUGGUGAAAUUCCUCAAUGAUUUUAUUCAACUAGCAGAGAAAUUGAUUGAUUUGACUAAUAAAGAAAUCGGAGGGAGUCGUUGCAGUGUCAAUGCAAUCCUAAGAGCUUUACCUCGAUUAUUAUCACAAAAAGACUUCAGUGAAAUAAUGAUACCAACUCAUAAAUUCCGAAAACUGAUUCUUCCCAACCCGGAAAACAUAAAUAUGUCAUACAAUGCAUUCCCUAAUCAUUACGUGCACAUUGUUGGCAUUGAAGAUGAAAUAACAAUUCUGCCAAGUCUCCAACGCCCGCGUAAAAUCACCCUGCGUGGAUCCGAUGGCAAGUUAUAUAUACAAAUGCUUAAACCCAAGGAUGAUCUUCGAAAAGAUUUCCGUCUCAUGGAGUUUAAUGAUAUCGUCAAUCAAUUACUAUCGAAGGAAGCUGAAUCUCGUGAGAGGCGAUUGAAUAUACGCUUGUAUUCAGUUGCGCCUUUAAAUGAAGAGUGUGGUAUGAUAGAAUGGGUGCCGAAUUUAGUCGGAUUAAGACCUACUUUGAUGACUAUAUACAAACAGAGAGGUUCUGGCAUGCGUGCGAGAGAAUUAAAAGAGUGUUGUCCGAAGUUAUCGGAUCCAUUGGAGAAGAAACGUUCGAUUUAUACUAAAAUUCUGUUGGUGAAACAUCCACCUGUGUUGGGUGAUUGGUUCCGGAGGACUUUCCCAGAUGCGCAUGGUUGGUUAACCGCAAGAACAGCUUAUACAAGAACCACGGCAGUUAUGUCCAUGGUUGGACACAUUCUUGGACUUGGAGAUAGACAUGGCGAGAAUAUUCUAUUGGAUUCAACAUGUGGUGACGCCGUACACGUUGAUUUCAAUUGUUUGUUCAACAAAGGUGAACAAUUUGAGUGGCCUGAAAGGGUUCCAUUUAGGUUGACACCGAAUAUGGUGGCUGCUAUGGGGCCGUUAGGCGUUGAGGGCAUGUUUAGGAAGUCAUGCGCUUGUACUCUGCAUGUUUUACGGACACAUGCGAAUACUUUAAUGUCGAUUGUUACGCCAUUCGUGUAUGAUCCGCUUGUGUCUUGGCCGAAAAGAGUCGCGAAUGUUAAUACUGGUAAUGAAGAGCGGACCAAUCCACUUUCAAUGGAACACAUUAAAGUUAUUCAGCGUCGAUUGCAAGGUCAAGUGAAGACUACAAAACGUAUGUCUUAUUCGAUUUCGCUGUCCGUCGAAGGUCAAACGAACAAAUUAAUCGCUGAAGCGAUGAGUAUUGAUAAUUUAUGCCAAAUGUACAUUGGCUGGGGUCCUUAUUUGUAGUUUUUAAAUGUUUCGUAUUCAAAGUUUCAAUAAAAAAGUUUUUAUUCACAUAGAAAUAA
Messenger RNA from Dalotia coriaria, 7754 nucleotides. RefSeq names its product meiotic 41 (gene mei-41). NCBI's taxonomy places the organism in Eukaryota, Metazoa, Arthropoda, Insecta, Coleoptera, Staphylinidae. Gene Ontology annotation, biological process: telomere maintenance; protein phosphorylation; DNA damage checkpoint signaling. Gene Ontology annotation, molecular function: protein binding; protein serine/threonine kinase activity. Gene Ontology annotation, cellular component: nucleus. The record is from RefSeq and is a predicted model, not a curated record.